AUGGCAGCCAGUUCGGACGAAAUCAGUCAUAAAAAGCGAAGGGUUACCGACACAAAAAAGAAGACAUCGAAACGAGUGAAGGAACCUCGUCCACAUCCAUCUUAUCGACUAAACAAACGUUACUGGGACGACAUACGGGCUGGUCGACGGUCAAACUGUUCUGUCAGUUCUGGUUUACAUCCCGGAAUAAGCCCACAGCUCUCACUAACACCAAAUCUGAUUGAACCGAUGCACAGCAGUGUGGCUGCUUACCAGAAACCUUUACCAUACUUGCCGAUGCCUGGACUUAAGCCAAACUUUCCGAUUCCCACAAAUUAUAUUCCACAUCCUUUUUUUAUGCCACAACCAAGCACUUCCGCUUGUCCGAAUUUUUUAAACACAUUUCCGAUCGCUUCCAGUGUAGCAAAUAAUCUUAACUUUGGUUCACCGGAGGCAAAUACGACUGAACCUGAAAAGUCAAAACCCAAUGUUUCUGGCGAAAAAGAAGCUUUUGAGACGAAUCCAUCUGACAGCGAUUUAGAGAUUGACAAAAUGGUUGAUGGAAUGAUGUUAUCGUUAGCAUCACAGAAGAAAAUCAAGCAACAGGAACCAAAGGAGAAUAUGACUGCUAAAACUUUCAGUGGUCAAACUCCACUGGUUGUACUGCCAAUUCCAGUGUCAAUUCCAACUCCAGUCUUUAUUCCACUGACAGAAACUUUUGUCAUGAAACAUUUUACAUCACAUGCUUGA
Molecule: messenger RNA, 729 nt
Organism: Enterobius vermicularis (human pinworm)
Lineage: Eukaryota; Metazoa; Nematoda; Chromadorea; Rhabditida; Oxyuridae
Source: the annotation of a GenBank genome assembly